UAUUUAAGUAAAAUAAAGAAAAACGUAAAAUAAAAUAUGUAAUAUUAAUAAAAGAACGUAUUUCCUGAUAUGCUUUGACUCAUUUUUGCAUCACUAUCGCAAGCAUAUUGAGCAAAUCUUAUAUAUCAUACAUUUAUAUUAUACUUUAUAACUAUAUUCUUAUAGUCUUAGAAGGAUUAAACAAGGUACGUGAUUCUGAAAAAAGUCAAUAAAGUCCAUGAGGGAUAGCAGAUACUAAGCGUACCAUACUGCUAUUAUAUCAAUUUCAGAGUAAGAUUUAAAAUAACUCUCCUUGAAAAGUAUUUAAUAACUCCAAAAUUUGCGAGUAUUACUACAUUUUACAUAUUUAAAUUACUUUUAUGUACUAUGGACAUGAUAAAUGGAAAUCUGUGUAAUUAUAUACUUCAACUAUAUAGAAGUCGCACAUAUGUACAUAUGUAUGUAUAAAUGUGGUACCAGCGCUGUCAACGGCAGUUAGCAGAAGGUGCUUGAUAGCAUCGUACGAGAACUUUAAUCGAUCUAAGUGUAUAUAAAAGCAUUUGGAACAUCGUUAAAAUCUUUCAACUAUUGCGAUUUUUUUUUAAAGAAACUAAGGUCGAGUGGUGGUGGUAGCACGUACAGGGAGCAGUUGUUCAGAAUGACGACCUUAACAGCAUACUUCAAGGUCAUAGAAAUCGACGAGAUGUAUUUCUUGAGGACGUUGAUACUAAUCAUCGCAGUCUUCACAUUAUCAUUCGCGUUUAAGUUAAAUGGAAAAUAUAUAGGAGUUUAUGAUAUGAAGAACGUAUUAAACCACAGCAGACAACAAUCACCUAAAGAUCCUGCAAUUAAUUCUUUCCCAACCGAACCAGUCCCUCCACUGAUUCCAAUUUGCGUGAAAGAAGGAUAUUUCAGAGAUCCUUUCAAUUGCAAGAAAGUUUACUAUUGUACACAUUCGAAAGCAGUUCCAAAGGCUUUCUAUUGUAAGGAUGACUUAGUAUUUAACAUCUAUACUAAUUGGUGUGAUUAUCCACAAAAUGUGAUCUGUUGAUCGAAUAUCUAGCUAUAACGUUCGAAACGUUUCUAUUGAUUCUAGUAUAUAGUUUUGAGAAUUGUAAAUGAUCUGUUACCUUCGUGUUAGUAUUAACAUCUAUUUAUAUUGUCGUUUACGGUAAAUUAUCGUUGCGUCCAUUGUAAUAACUGAAAUAUCAUAAAAUGCAUUCUUAUAGGAUAUAUUAUGUAUGUAUAAAAUGUUACUUGAUUUGCUUGUCUGAUACGAACGUAUCAGUUUGAAAUUAUAGAAGGAGAUGUAAAUAAAAUAGAAAAAGAUUCAACAA
Messenger RNA from Bombus terrestris (buff-tailed bumblebee), 1316 nucleotides. RefSeq lists its product as uncharacterized. Lineage: Eukaryota; Metazoa; Arthropoda; Insecta; Hymenoptera; Apidae. Bases 638 to 1030 code for a protein of 130 amino acids. The transcript is spliced from 3 exons. Gene Ontology annotation, molecular function: chitin binding. Gene Ontology annotation, cellular component: extracellular region. The record is from RefSeq and is a predicted model, not a curated record.